AGAGAAAGAUAUACUGUUAUAAUGUUUUUCAAAAUAUACCCCUUAGAUAACAAUAGUUUUCACGCGCAAAUUAUUGUUUAACAAGUUUCAAAAAAUGUCUCGAGAUAAUCAAAGUCAACGGAGCUCGAUACAUCGAACUCGGAAAUCUCGUAGCGGACAUAACAAUCGUAGUUAUCGAUCGAUGCGAGUCACGCAAUGGUAUCCCUUGAUAGUAAUGGUGCUCGCGCUAGGUUCUGACAAAAAUUCACUUUGAAAACAGUGUAUAAAAUGCAGAAACGGGUUAACUCGAGAACACUUGUGUUAGCCUGGAAGAUGCUUCUUAUGAUAAGUGAAAGAAACGCAUGGAUCCUGGAGGAAUAUUACCGAGUGGCUUAGCUGUCGUAUUUACGGAACAGAGAUGUCUGCGCCCUGAGAAACGGACUGACGGACAGACAGACAUCUCUGUCAACUUUCCCUGUGUUCUGAUUCCUGAUACGAAAUGCUGUUUGGAAAAUUCGGCAACUCUCCGGAGUGUGUUCUCUAGUGCUAUUGAAAUUUCAAAAUGUGGAAGUAUAACACGUGUAAUAUACACAUAAAAUGUUUCCACGACUGUAUGAAUAUUUCUGUGAUCCACUGUAGGAUCCAGAUUUUGUAAACGUAACCAACACUCCCAGCCAAUAACGAAAAUUACUCUCUACCAUCUGUUUUUACUAAUAUACGAUGAGAAUAUAAGAGGAAUUGUAUGAUAAAAGUAUGAAGAAAGCCUGUAAAUGAGUUUUUGUUUUGAAAGAAAGAAGCCUUGUACCAGUACGUAGAGAUGUUUUCGUCACCGGCAUCAGUAGUGCGUGAGCCGUCAGGCUAUGACUUUCAAAAAGAGGAGAAUGCCGCCAAAUGGAAGGGAGUGUUUGUCAAUUCCUUGCGCAAGGUAUUAGAACAAGUACAUCCUAGUCUUGAAGCAAGACAAGAUGCAUUAGACUAUGUUGAGAGUUUAAUCUUAAGGCUAUUGGGAAUGCUUUGUGGACAUCCUCCACCACACACACCUCAAGAUGUAGAAGAAAGAGUAAGGCGUACAUUUCCUACUCCCAUUGAUAGAUGGGCACUCAGAGAUGCAAGAGAUGCCUUGGAAAAAGGAAAAAAGAAAUCCCCAUUAGUUCUUCCAGUUGACAAAAUUCAUCAACUAUUACAAAAAGUAUUAAUGGAUUUAUUUUAUCAAGAUGAUUAUGUAGAAAGUCCACAAAGUGGCUUAGGUGCAGUAGUUUCUCAAACUUAUGAAGAAUCUGUUCGAGAUCUUAUACACGAUGAACGUUAUUAUUUACGUGAUCUCCAUAUGAUCAUUAAGGUAUUUCGAGAAGAAAUUGCAAAGCUAGCACAAGAUAGAACUGAAAUUGAAACACUUUUCAGUAAUAUUAUGGAUAUUUAUGAAGUCACUGUAACGUUACUUGGUAGUUUAGAAGAUAUAAUGGAAAUUACUGAAGAGAAACAAACACCCACUGUUGGCUCGUGUUUUGAAGAAUUGGCAGAAGCAGCGGAAUUUGAUGUCUAUAUAAAGUAUGCAAAAGAUAUUAAUAGUCCAGCUAGCCGAGAAGUUUUAACAAAUUUAUUAUCAAAACCUGAAGCUAAUAAUGCGUUAAGAGCAGCAGGACAUGGUUUUAAAGAAGCUGUCAAAUAUUAUUUGCCAAAACUUUUAUUACAACCAAUAUGGCAUUGUUUUUUGUAUUUUCAUUACAUAAAGGUAUUACAAAAACGUACACCAAAUAUAGAAGACGGUGAAACAUUGGAACAAGUACAAGGUCUUUUAAGUCCAUUACAGAUGGAAUUAUUGCAAUCUAUGGCAAGUCUUCCAAAAAAAGAUACAGGUCUGCGAAUGCAAAGUAGAGCAAGGAGGCAAGCGGCGCUAGAAAAAACUAGUGAAUUACAAAAAACUGUUGAUGGUUGGGAUCAAAGAGAUGUUGGACAAUGUUGUAAUGAAUUUAUACGUGAGGAUAUGUUGUGGAAAGUAAGUAAUGGAAAGAGAUUAACGGAACGAAGAGCUCUUCUUUUCGAUGGUUUAUUAGUUCUUUGUAAACCAAGUGGUGGCAAAAGAGUUAGCGUUACUGCUGCAGCAGUUGGUGUGGUAGGUCAUCCACCUCACCAAGGUGAACUGCGUUUAAAAGAAAGGUUUUUUAUUAGAAAAGUUGAUAUUAUUGAUAGAGAAGAUACUGAGGAAUUAAAAAAUGCCUUUGAAAUUGCACCAAGGGACCAUCCUAACGUUAUCCUUGUUGCAAAAUCCGUCGAAGACAAAAAUAGUUGGAUGGCGGAUCUUGUAAUGUUGAAUACAAAGAGUAUGUUAGAGAGAACUUUGGACAGUAUCCUUUUAGAUGAGGAAAAAAAGCACCCCUUAAAGUUACCUCCACCACAUUUAUAUAAAUUUGCUGAACAGGAUAGCUCAGAAAAUAUUGUUUUGGAAGCAAGAGAAAAUGGAGGUGUUCCAUUAAUUAAGGGAGCAACUUUGGUCAAAUUGGUAGAAAGAUUAACUUAUCAUAUAUAUGCCGAUCCAGCUUUUGUACGAACAUUCCUUACUACUUAUAGGAGUUUUUGCUCACCUCAGGAACUGUUGACUUUGUUGAUCGAAAGAUUCGACAUACCAGAUCCUUCGUUAGUUUAUGGUGAGGAAGAAAAAUCUUCUGGUUGCAAAACAACUGCUAGAGAAGAUUGGAAAAGAUAUAGAAAAGAAUUUUGUCAACCUGUUCAAUUUAGGGUUUUAAAUGUUUUAAGACAUUGGGUCGAUCAUCAUUUUUAUGAUUUCGAACGUGAUAGAAAUCUUUUAGAAAGAUUGCAAUCGUUUUUAGACACAGUAAGUGGAAAAUCGAUGAGAAAAUGGGUAGAUUCAGUAAUAAAAAUUAUACAAAGAAAAUGUGAACCUUCGGAACAACGACCUAUUACAUUUAGUUUUGAACGAUCUCCACCACCUAUUGAGUGGCACUUAAAAGUUCCUGAAGAAGAAUGGGGAAUAUUAACGUUACAUCCAAUUGAAUUAGCAAGACAAUUAACUUUAUUAGAGUUUGAAUUGUACAGAACUGUAAAGCCUUCGGAAUUAGUUGGGUCAGUAUGGACUAAAAAAGAUAAAGAAAAGACAUCACCAAAUUUAUUGAAAAUGAUAAAGCAUACAACAAACUUUACACGGUGGCUUGAAAAAACUAUAGUAGAAGCUGAAAAUUUAGAGGAGAGAAUUGCAAUUGUAUCACGAACAAUUGAAAUUAUGAUGGUGCUCCAAGAUCUUAAUAAUUUUAAUGGUGUAUUAGCAAUUGUUAGCGCAAUGGGAUCUGCUUCUGUUUUUAGGUUAAAAUUUACUUUUCAACAAAUACCAGCACGACUAGAAAAGGCGCUAGAAGAAGCACGGGAACUAAACAAUGGUCAUUUCCGAAAAUAUCAAGAAAAAUUACGAUCCAUUAAUCCACCUUGCGUACCAUUUUUUGGCAUGUACCUGACUAACAUUCUACAUAUUGAAGAAGGAAAUCCAGAUUAUCUGCGGGGAAGUCCGGAACUUAUUAAUUUUAGCAAACGACGAAAAGUAGCAGAGAUAACCGGAGAAAUUCAGCAGUAUCAAAACCAACCUUACUGUCUUUCAGUGGAGCCUAGAAUAAGACAUUUCAUUGAAAAUUUAUCACCUUUCGAUCCUAAUAUGAAAGAAGUUGAUAUAAGCAAUUAUUUGUACAAUAAAAGUCUGGAAAUAGAACCUAGAGGUUGUAGACAGCCACCUAGAGUCCCCCGUAAAUGGCCGGAUUUAAACUUAAAAUCGCCAGGCAUUAAAGCUAGAAGCUUGAGUGGCAAAUUACCAGCUCCAUUGCAAGCUGUAGCUUCCAGUGUAAGAUUACACGAUCCUCCAUCGGAAGCACCGCCGCCAGAAUUACCAGAAACCCCUCCGCACACUUCACACGUUACAAUUUCUCACGUAGUGGAUCAUAGUAUUUUUGCACCUGUUUUAUUAGGAGGUACAGCUCAGUCGGGUUCACCAGGUCCUUUUAACAUGUCAGGACUUUCAAUCAGCUCCCCGGGUAGCAGUCCGCAAUUAGGAUCGCCCGGUCAUUUAUCUGUUCCACAUCAUCAACCGCAAAAUAGUCUCUUUGGUUUUAAUUCCGCUACAAUUGGUGUAAUGGGAGCUUUGACCGGUAUAUCAUCGUCAGGUGGAAGUCCUGGUGCUGCGAUGCCACCUCCUCCGUCUCCUAGCCAUGUACCAUCCAGUCAACCUCCACCCCCUUUGCCACCAAGAUCUCAUAGGAAACGAGAGAGUACCAUAAACGAAUCACUGCAACAGGCAAGACAAGCUCUAAAUGCACCUACACUUCCUCCACGAGAUGGUACUUCUCCACCACCAUUACCGCCACGAAGAGAUUUGCCACCGGUGACAUUACCGCCUCGGCUACCUACGACAUUGAAUCCAAGUUGUUCGACGCUACUCGCCAGGCGGAAUUCUACGUUGGAGAACACAUGUUCAUCAAAUGCUGUUCAUACACGAAGACACAUGUCUUUCAAUGGGCCUAGUCUUACAAAAGUUCCACCUAUGCAACCUAAUGGGUCGGUAAUACCAAGAUUACCACCAAAACCGUUGCGUCCGCCAACCACCAUGUUUAAUUUCAAUGCUCCUCCUGGAUCUAGUUAAGUGUUAUAUCUUCCUACCUCUCACCUAAAUUAAAACGCAUCUUUUGGAAAUCGAGAUUUAGUCCACUCAGAAGGAUUAGUCGAGUCGGAUGUUCUGCCGGUAUGUUUGACAAUGUAAAAUGCUGUUUACAUAGCAUUUUUAUAGGAAACUUCAUAGGAGCACAAGAUUUAUCCAAAACUCUGUAUAUUAAUGUAUUUACCAGGAUUUUUCAGUCAGACAUUUGAAGCGUAAUUGGUAAAUACAUUAAUGUCAAAUAGAGUGAUGCAACGAAACUUUAUUUGCGAUAUACGGCCCAUACGUGAUGAGAUGCUGUUACAUUCCUUUUUACGAUUUGUCUUUUUAGUAUGUGUGACACUAUUUUAUUGAAAAUUUAUUUUUCGAGAGGAUAUAGAAUGUUCUAUCGCAUAUAGUAUAUUUUUAGAGUUUUUUUUUUACCAAGCGAAUAUGUAAUUAAUAAAUAUAAGGCUUUAUAUCCUGUACUAUUGAAUGAACUCAGUUGAAACUGUCUAUCUUUGAGAAAUACCUCAAAAAAAUUUGUACAGCUAAAUUUGUACAGCUCGUCUAAUUAAAAAUGUAUUAAUCUUUGUUAUUUGAAUCUACAGAAUAUUUUUCUAAACAGAACAGAGUUUCUUUGAUAAUUUUACAUAUCUGGGUCUCGUAUCACGUAUAACGCGUUACUUCUAAUAUACAAAUAAAAAUAAGCAUAGGAAAACCAAAAUUAUUUCUGCAAUAAUGUAGCUGCAGAAAGUUUAUUAAAAAAAAAUAUUUUUAUCUAACAAUCAAUCUUGUGAAUAACAUGUAUGCGCAUACACAUACACACAUAUAUACAUUGUAUUAAAAAAAAAAAAAA
Heterotrigona itama is the source of this 5468-nucleotide messenger RNA. The record is from the annotation of a GenBank genome assembly. Lineage: Eukaryota; Metazoa; Arthropoda; Insecta; Hymenoptera; Apidae.